GCUAGUUUUACUUCUAUGAGCGAUACACAUGGAAAGACAAGUCUAAGAUUAAUUUAAUUAAGUUAAUUGAUUUUAAACAUCAUCCUUUUCCUGAUUAAUUCAGGAAAGAGUUUCUAGUAGAACACUGCAAUUUGAAGAAAGAAAGAAAAAAUAAUAUAUAGUUUGUUUACUGAUUGAAUUGUCAUUAUAAGCUUAUCAAUAUCACGAUUUUUUUACAGUAACUUUCGGAAUGAGAUCAAAUUUAUCUAAUAGAGAGUUCACAUCGAUAUCUAUAAUUUCCAACGGCACGAAUCGGCCGAAACGUCAAGCAGUAUGGAGGGUAAAUAUUUCUUUUUUGCAGAAAGUCUAACUAUACCUUAUCAUUUAUAUUUGGCAAUAUUACACUUUCAAAAAUAAAAUAUAACUGAAAAUUUAUUCUUAUUUUUAAAUUUUAGUAUUGGAAUCGACUUUCAAGUUUACAGAGGAGUAUUGUACUCGUAAUGCUUAUACUGGGUCUUAUAUCAGCUAUCUAUCUCAUUCCUACAAUAAAAAAGGAAUAUUUUAGUUUAGAAGAGAGUCAAAUCCAAAACGUAAAAGACAAUAUAAAUAAUAAAGAAAACGAAAUAUCUGUAAAAGAGAAAGAACCAAAAAAAUUUAAAAAAAGUGUUGCAAAUCGGCCAGAAGAAGUAAAGACAGUUAAGGAAAAAUUACCUGAACGAAACGCUGGGGAGAAUGUACGUAUUGCUCCUCCUAUUUUACAAAAGAGACGAGGAAGGGGCUUAAGUGAUGAGAAAGAGCAAGAAUUAAUUAAAAAAGGGCCGCAAAAUGAAAAACAACGAGCAGUAGUAAAUGCUUUCAAAUAUUCUUGGAAAGCUUAUAAAACUUUUGCUUGGGGUCAUGACGAACUUCGUCCUUUGACUAAAUCGUCUAGUGAAUGGUUUGGUGUUGGCUUAACUUUAAUCGAUUCUCUUGAUACUAUGUAUAUAAUGGGAUUGCAUGACGAAUUUAACGAAGCCAAGAAUUGGGUUGCAAAGGAAUUAACUUUCGACAAGAACAGAGAUGUCAACUUUUUUGAGGCCACAAUAAGAAUCUUAGGCGGACUUCUUAGUGCAUAUCACUUAUCAAAGGAACAUGUAUUUUUAGAGAAAGCUACAGACAUUGGGGAUAGACUACUGGGAGCUUUUUCAUCUGGUAGUGCCAUACCAUACUCUGAUGUAAAUCUUAAGACUCGCAUAGGUCAUGCACCUCGCUGGGGUCCAGAUAGUAGUGUAUCAGAAGUAACAACUGUACAGUUAGAAAUGAAAGAUCUGAGUAAACUUACUGGUGAUAAUAAAUAUGCAACUGCCGUAGAGAAAAUUAGCAAUCACAUCUUACAACUUGGUAAGAAAGAUGGUCUGGUUCCGAUGUUUAUAAAUGCAAGAACUGGUCAAUUUCGGUCAAUGUCAACUAUUACUCUUGGAGCCAGAGCUGAUAGUUAUUAUGAAUAUCUUUUUAAACAAUGGUUGCAAAGCAACCGAAAGAAUGAAGUUAUGAAAAAUGAAUAUUUACAAGCUGUUGAAGGAAUGAAAAAACAUUUAAUGCGAGAAACAGUUCCAAAUAGAUAUUUGUAUUUUGGCGAAUUACUGGGAAGCCGAACUUUUAGUCCUAAAAUGGAUCACCUCGUCUGCUUUCUAGCAGGUACAUUCGCUUUAGCUGCUCACAAUAAUAUUGGAAAAGAUCAUUUAGAUCUUGGUAAGAGAUUAGGAGAAACUUGCUACAAAAUGUACGAGACAAUGCCGACACAUUUAAGCCCUGAAAUUGCUUACUUUAACCAAGUUGAGGGUGCCACUGAAGAUAUAAUUGUAAAACCAGCUGAUACGCACAAUUUACAAAGACCCGAAACAGUUGAAAGUUUAAUGUACUUAUACCGAAUUACUGGAGAUGCAAAAUAUAGAGAGUGGGGAUGGAAGAUCUUUGAGGCCUUUGAAAAAUAUACUAAAGUCGAAAAUGGCUACAGUUCAAUCGACAAUGUAAAAAAUCCAUCAAAUGUGGGAUAUCGAAAUAAAAUGGAGUCAUUCUGGACGGGUGAAACUCUCAAAUAUCUUUACUUGCUGUUCAGUGAUGAUGUCGAACUAAUGAGUAUUGAUAAAUGGGUAUUUAACUCUGAAGCUCAUCCUCUACCCAUAUGGAAUGACUAG
Dimorphilus gyrociliatus is the source of this 2156-nucleotide messenger RNA. NCBI's taxonomy places the organism in Eukaryota, Metazoa, Annelida, Polychaeta, Dinophilidae. The record is from the annotation of a GenBank genome assembly.